AUGUCCUCUACCAAGAACGCUACCGAGUAUACUGGUACUACACCGCCAACACCACCGUCAAGACACCAGGAUGAAGGACAAACACCGGACAAGCAGCCAUGGCACAAGUCCGCCUACGUGCUUCUAAAACAGCCAGGGUCUGCGUUACAGAUCAUCAUCGCGGCCAUCCUAGCGAUAGCUAUAGGCUUAGCUGUGACAGCAACCGUUGAUGAUGUUCCCGAAGCUGCCCCUGUUAUCCUCGAGAUCCCCGGCACGUUAUGGCUUCGGGCUCUGCGGGCUACAGUUCUACCACUGAUUGUUACAGCGAUCAUUCUAGCUGUGCAAAACCUAAAAGCGAUGGCAAGUGGUGGCGCAAAAUUGGCUCGCUGGACAAUCUUCUACUAUGUUGCCACGACUUGCCUUGCAAUAGUUCACAGCAUCAUUUUGGUGGAUCUAGUCUGGCGACGCCUCAUGGUGCAGGUCAAUCCUUACGCCUACUGGGCGAAAUGUGCACCUGCCUGGAUUACAGCGUGGGGCUCUGCUUCAUCUGCUGCCACACUACCUGUCACCAUUCGUCAGUUGAAUGCUCGGCAAGUACCUGAAGUGAUUGUUAAAUUCACCGCUCCUCUUGGGGCGUUGAUCAAUAUGGAUGGCACUGCAAUCUAUUUUCCUGUCGUCGUGGUUUUCCUCGCCAUCACACAAGGCAUAACUCUAAAUGCAGGAGACUAUACACUUAUCGUCCUCCUCUCAGUCCUUUCCUCAAUCGCCACUACGCCCAUUCCCUCUUCGUCGCUCGUACUUACCGUAAUGAUCGCAGGCUCAGUUGGAAUCCCAAUUACUGGGAUGUACGCUGUGGUCGUUGCCAUAGACUGGUUCAUCGACCGGUUCAGAACCAUGACGAAUGUCAGUGGUGAUUUGUUUGCGGCAAGAAUCUUGGAGAAGAUUACUGGCAUCACGGACGAAAACACGCCUUUUGUGGGCGAACCGGGCACCUUGAACGGAACAACGGCAGACGAUAAUCGCAGAGAGGUGGUGGAAAGCGAUAAGAGAGCUGAGGCGUGA
Molecule: messenger RNA, 1041 nt
Organism: Lithohypha guttulata
Lineage: Eukaryota; Fungi; Ascomycota; Eurotiomycetes; Chaetothyriales; Trichomeriaceae
Exons: 3
Coding region: 1-1041 (346 amino acids)
Biological process (GO): L-glutamate transmembrane transport
Cellular component (GO): plasma membrane
Molecular function (GO): glutamate:sodium symporter activity; L-glutamate transmembrane transporter activity; neutral L-amino acid transmembrane transporter activity
Source: RefSeq, a predicted model, not a curated record